UGAAUUUGGAGGGAGGGCAAAAAGAAGCUUUGGACCUGUCAACAGCCUGAGACCAACAACGUGCUCCAAAGUUUAUAUAAAUGUAGAUUAUAAAUGUAGAUUUUUGGCAGAGUAUUUCAGAAACUAUAAGAAGAAAACAAUAAAGAGGAAAUUACUCAACAAUAACUCCAUAAUAGUUUGUCAUUCGUUUGUUAGUGUUUGAAUCAACAGAUUAGAGAAGAAUAGCUGCAGCACUCAAUAAGGGAAACCAGAAGAUCUGAGUGGGUUUUUGUAAUUGUUACCUGCUUAUACCUGAGUUUUAUAAGCCCCGCCUCCCAGUGAUAUAGAGAAGAGGGUGGAGCUAUAGAAAGAUGGCGGUUGUAUUAUGAGAGAGCAGCUUUGAUUCAUUGAUUGAUUGAUUGGUUUCUUUCAAGCAUGAGUUUGAUUGAUUGCUUGAAAAGCAGAGGGAAGAAGCAAACUUAUAUAACCCCACCCCUACUUAGUUACUUAUUUUCACUGUUUUGCAUAAUUAUAUAUUUUUUUUAUUUUUAUGAUUGAUUGAUUGAUUGAUUGAUUGGUUUAUUUCAGCUUAGUUUCUUCAUGAAAAAGUUCAAACGUUAGAUGCAGUGUCAGACCACUAGAGAGCAGCAAACAUCUCACCACUGAAUGGACACUGUUGUUCUGUGUGUGGGUGUGUGUGCGUGUGUGUGUGUCGUGUGGGGGGGGGUGCGUGUGUGUGUCAUGAGACCCGGUUUCCUCACACUGAACCACGUGAGUCAUAUGAGCAGGAGGAGAAGAGCAGGCAUCACUUAGGAGAACGCCAUGGAGAAAUUGUCUCGCUCUGUCAGGGAGGCUGGUUGCUGGAUCAGGAGGUGCUUUUGCGGAGAGGAAGAGGAGCACGGGGAGGAGAAAGACAGCAGGGAGGAAGAAGAGGAGGAGGAGGACCAGGCCUGCUCAGGAAAGAACAGGAGCUGGACCUCCCUGGCUGCAGCUGAGGUGGAUCCAGAGACAGGAUCCUCCUCCGUGUCCCAGUCUCACCGUUUCCACACUCUACAGACCCGACGGUUCCGAGUUCACAGAGGGCGCAGCAACAGCGACCCCCUGAGAGGAAUGACAGGCCCCAAUCCCUUCACCUGGAAACCGGGUCUGGAGUUCGGAGCAGCACAGUCAUACCUUAGUCUGGAGAAGCUGGGAGAAGGAGCAUUUGCCUCAGUCUACAAGGGCAUCAGCAGGAUCAACGGGCAGCUGGUGGCUCUGAAGGUGAUCCGUAUGAAUACAGAAGAGGGCGUCCCGUUCACGGCCAUCCGAGAAGCAUCUCUGCUCAAACGUCUCAAACACGCCAACAUCGUUCUCCUACACGACAUCGUCCACACCAGGGAGACGCUCACUCUCGUCUUUGAAUACAUGACAGACCUGGCCCAGUACAUGACCCAGCAUCCUGGAGGACUCCACUCCCACAACGUGCGGAUCUUCAUGUUCCAGCUGCUGCGUGGUCUUGGCUACAUCCACAGUCGCAGGAUCCUUCACAGAGAUCUGAAGCCCCAGAACUUGCUCAUUAGUUACCUGGGGGAACUGAAAUUGGCAGACUUUGGUCUUGCCAGGUCCAAGUCCAUUCCCAGUCAUUCCUUCUCCUCUGAGGUAGUGACUCUGUGGUACCGUCCCCCUGAUGUGCUGCUGGGCUCCACAGAUUACUCUGUGGCUCUGGACAUGUGGGGGGUGGGGUGCAUCCUGAUAGAGAUGCUGCAAGGGGCGCCAGCUUUUCCUGGGGGGACAGAUGAGCUGGAGCAGCUGAAAAAGAUCUUUUCGGUUCUUGGGGUUCCAUCUCAGAUCAGUUGGCCUGAACUUGGUUUGCUGUCCAACUACAAUCCAGAAUAUUUUACUCCAGACGAACCCAAAAAUUUCAGAACCAUUUGGACUCGGCUGGAGCAGCUGCCAUAUAAAACUGAAGACCUGGCCCAGAAGAUGCUGAAGGUAUUACCAGCCGAGCGGAUCUGUGCUCAGGAGGCCCUUCAUCAUCCGUACUUCAGCACGCUUCCUCCUGCUAUCAUGCAUCUGAGAGACACUGUGUCCAUCUUCAAAGUCCCUGGAGUUCAUUUGGAGACCGAGUUCAACGAUGUCUUUCACCCCAAAAGAAAGGCCAACACCCCACUAAUGACUGCCACCAAAUUUUGGUGAAGGAAUAUCCAACCAGAGACCAACAACAGCGCAUGAUCAGACAAGCAGAGGAGAGAAAACAUGACAACUGGACAGAGAGGUCUGCUGGCGUACAUCUGAACUGAACUCUAAACCAUGAAGAUAGUUUCAU
Oryzias melastigma (Indian medaka) is the source of this 2284-nucleotide messenger RNA. RefSeq names its product cyclin-dependent kinase 15 (gene cdk15). Gene Ontology annotation, molecular function: cyclin binding; cyclin-dependent protein serine/threonine kinase activity; ATP binding. NCBI's taxonomy places the organism in Eukaryota, Metazoa, Chordata, Actinopteri, Beloniformes, Adrianichthyidae. Bases 802 to 2154 code for a protein of 450 amino acids. Gene Ontology annotation, biological process: protein phosphorylation. Gene Ontology annotation, cellular component: cytoplasm; cytosol; nucleus. The record is from RefSeq and is a predicted model, not a curated record. The transcript is spliced from 13 exons.